UUUUUAGGGGGACUACCCCCGACCCCGUGACUAGGUCUCUUUAGGAUACAAAGCAGGAAAAAAAAAUCCCAGGACUGAGUCCUAGAGGUCCAGCACUGGUUCCUCGUGAUUCUUACUUGACGUCACAGUUUCGGGCCGAACGUGGAGUGAGACAGCUACCUGUCGGAGAAGUUCUGCUUCUUCCCUAAUUCAGGAGAAGCCCUUGACCUAUUGUCCAUCAUGGACCACGCCAGUACCUGCUCUAGCUUUCAGUCGGACUUGGAUUUCUGUCCGGAUUGCGGCUCGGUCCUGCCUCUGCCCGGGGCUCAGGAUGAGGUCACCUGUAUUCGCUGUGGCUUUUCCAUCAAUGUGCGGGACUUUGAAGGGAAAAUCGUGAAGACCUCAGUUGUAUUUAACAAACUGGGGACAGCCUUGCCUAUGUCGGUGGAGGAAGGACCUGAGAUCCAGGGACCUGUGGUUGACAGGCGCUGCUCUCAGUGUGGUCAUGAGGGAAUGGCAUACCACACCAGACAGAUGCGCUCAGCUGAUGAAGGACAGACUGUCUUCUACACAUGUACCAACUGCAAGUUUCAGGAAAAGGAAGAUUCUUGAUCUUUUUUUCUGGGCAACUCUACAGUACAUCCUCUUCUUCCUUGGAAGGUGAAGGAUAUUGGUUCUUGUCUAUCUCCUCUGCAGUGUUUUGCUCCCAGAGAAUAAUCAGAUCUUACAUGGGGACUACCAUUGGUCUCCCACCUACUACUAUCCCAGUUGAAUUUAUUAAAGUUACAUUUUUCUAUAAAACCUGAA
This is a messenger RNA of Marmota flaviventris (yellow-bellied marmot), 786 nucleotides long. It is a transcript of the gene Polr1h, whose product is annotated as RNA polymerase I subunit H. Gene Ontology annotation, molecular function: nucleic acid binding; zinc ion binding. The record is from RefSeq and is a predicted model, not a curated record. NCBI's taxonomy places the organism in Eukaryota, Metazoa, Chordata, Mammalia, Rodentia, Sciuridae. Gene Ontology annotation, cellular component: RNA polymerase I complex. Gene Ontology annotation, biological process: termination of RNA polymerase I transcription; DNA-templated transcription.